AUGGGGCUGUACAGGCUGUACGCGCUGGGCGCCGAGUCGCUGCCGCCCGUGCCGCAGGCGUUCGUCGACAGGCACGGCAUCCGGCCGGACGAGGCGCUGCCCAAGCCCGAGUUUGCCUUUGCCGCGCCGCGCGAAUUCGUCGACAGCGCGGGCAGGCCGCUCGGCGCUGGCGAUGAACACGUACGCGUACCUCGAGGAGCGGCUGUUUGCGCUGCGCGCCGGCGAGGCCUCGGUGCGCAUCGACCUGGCGUACCUGCCGUACCGCAUCUCGCACGACAUCGUGGCGGGCCAGCCACCCGUGCUGCUCGUCGCCGGCAACCGCAACCGCGUGCACCGCUACGCCGUCGGCUGCAAUGGCAUUUUGAGAUCGAGCCCGUGCUGGGCCCCAAAACCGGCAGCGAGUGCACGUUCACGGCCUUCGACGCGCGCACCAUUGGCCCGUACCACGUGCAGGUCACCACGCACCAGGAGUUUGCCGUCGCGCUGCAGGCCAGCGAGCAGGUCGAGGGCGGCGGCGGGCAGCACCCGGCGGCGGCUGCUGGUGGCCGACGAGGAGGUGAUGCGGUCGUCUACCACGACGUCGUCGUGGCCGGGCUCGACCCGGUGCCGACGCUGGUGGGCGGCGUGUCGGGCCGCAUGCCGGCGUCCGCAGCGCACAUCUCGGGGCGGCUGGGCGGGUUCGGCGGCAUCUUCUCGCUGGCCGGCAGCGCGCGCGAGGGCCUGAUCACGGCCGUGCACUUCGACGACCUGGACUACAGCGGCACCAGGGAGAUCAUCGUCGGCACCGUGUCGGGCGCCGUGCUGAUCUACAAGGAGGUGCCCGGCCGCGGCUACGCGCUCGUGUGGAAGCGGCGGUUCCCAGCGCCGGCAUACAGCAUUUUCAGCGUCGAUAUCAACUGCGACGGUGCCAACGAGCUUGUUGUCGUCACGCUGCUCGGCGUGCACGUCAUGCAGCCGGACCUGGACGCGGCGCGGCGGCGGCUGAUUGGCAGCCUGCUGAGGCUGGGGCCAUAA
This is a messenger RNA of Kickxella alabastrina, 1014 nucleotides long. RefSeq lists its product as uncharacterized. Gene Ontology annotation, cellular component: lamellipodium; KICSTOR complex; actin cytoskeleton. Gene Ontology annotation, molecular function: actin filament binding. Lineage: Eukaryota; Fungi; Kickxellomycota; Kickxellomycetes; Kickxellales; Kickxellaceae. The record is from RefSeq and is a predicted model, not a curated record. Gene Ontology annotation, biological process: negative regulation of TORC1 signaling; actin filament organization; cellular response to amino acid starvation. The transcript has 3 exons. The coding region runs from base 1 to 1014 and encodes 337 amino acids.